CGGCGGCUAUUUGAGAUGAAGCAGCGACGGAGGCGCCAAGAGCUCCGCAUGGUUCAGGCCAAUCCUGAUGCUUCCUUUCGGUCCUGCCAAUCGCUGCGGCGGGAGGAGCGCAUUGCGGGUGACAGAGGCCUGCGGAACCCUUUCCUCUGGGAGAACAUGCCAGAGGCAAAUCUGCGUUCUGGUGUCCCCAGUGCCCUGGGCACUGUGAGCUGUGGUGGAGAUGGUAGUGGUGAGAGAUGCCCCUUGGCGUUGCCAAUUGAAGCAGACAGUUCUGAUCCGGAGUUAGAAGAAGUCUCUGUGGAGGAUGUUCCUGCCUCUCUGCUUCCUGUUAAAGAGCUUCCAAGAAUAAGACGCAGGGGUUGGCCACCCCACCGACUUGGGUCCCGUGCAGAGGACGAGAGCAAAUCCCAGGGUCUUGGAGAUAAAUAUGAGUUGCGUAGUCUGGAACGGAACCCUGGAACGGAUUGUGACUGGGGACAUGUAGACUUGGCCUCCAACAAGGGUGAAGACUUGGAAGAGAACAAAGAGGAGUCGGAAUCUACAGUGAGGAACUCCCGAGGGGAGGCAGAUGUAGAGGUGUCCGAGGCCCUGAAAGGCAAGGGCGAAAACGAUGUGGGAAGCUCGUUCCACUUGUCUCUCCACGUCUCAGGCCCUCUGCUGGGCGAAGACUUGGAAGCAUACGUGCUGCAGCCAGCCAUGAGGGACGGUAUGGUGCAGUGUCUCAUCAGUCGCGACAAGCAAGGUGUAGAUAAGGGCAUGUUCCCUUUCUACUAUCUCUACCUAGAGGCGGCUGAGGGCCAGAAGCACUUCCUUCUGGCUGCUCGCAAGAGAAAGAGGAGCAAAACCUCUAAUUACCUUAUCUCCCUGGACCCCACAGACCUGUCUCGGAAUGGGGACAACAUUGUGGGCAAAGUCAGAUCUAAUGUCUUGGGCACCAAGUUCACCAUCUUUGACAGUGGAACGAAUCCCAAAAGGAAGAAUUCCAUCCCGGGGUCAGCUUGGAUCAGGAAGGAGCUGGGCGCUGUGUGUUAUGAGACCAAUGUCUUGGGAUUCCGAGGGCCCCGGAAAAUGACUGUGAUCAUUCCAGGAAUCGAUGCCCAGAACGGGAGAAUCAGCAUCCAGCCACAAAAUGAACAGGGGUCGCUACUGAGUCGCCUCCAAAAUGGAGCCAUCCAGGGGCUGAUCCUGCUGCGAAACAAAGCCCCAAUGUGGAGCGACGAGAGGGGCGUCUACGUGCUCAAUUUUAAAGGUCGGGUCACUCAGGCCUCGGUCAAGAACUUCCAGAUCGUGCAUCCGGAUGACCUAAACGACGUGGUGCUCCAGUUCGGCCGCGUUGCCCCAGACAUGUUUACCAUGGACUUCUGCUUCCCGCUUUGCCCUCUCCAAGCCUUUGCCAUCUGCUUGUCCAGUUUUGAUGGGAAACUGGCAAUGUGAGUAAUCUAAUGAAAUAACAAUACUCACAUAAG
Molecule: messenger RNA, 1466 nt
Organism: Hipposideros armiger (great roundleaf bat)
Lineage: Eukaryota; Metazoa; Chordata; Mammalia; Chiroptera; Hipposideridae
Gene: TULP2
Product: TUB like protein 2
Exons: 10
Biological process (GO): protein localization to cilium
Cellular component (GO): cilium
Source: RefSeq, a predicted model, not a curated record